CAUAAAAACAAAAUGCUAUUGCAUCACCUCAUGCCACGUCAUUCUUCUGAAUAAGAGCCUUACUCCGUCAGACUAAUCAAGGUAUUAUUCAUGAUUUGUUCAGUUAUAGUAUACACAGGUACUGCGCGACAAUACAGUCUGCACAGUACGGUCGAAAUGUACGAGCAGGCAGAGCCUGUCCGGUCGCCUUUCUCCGGCCCCGACAGCCCCCAACCCAGCGAGCCGCCACCCCAACCCAGUCCCGUCCGUCAGAGUGGUUCACGCGGGCGUGCCCGCCAUGGCAACGGUGCUUCGGACAAGCAGCGGGAAGACCAGGACACGUCUUCACACACGUACGAAAACGCCGAGGAGGCGAAACGUUACGCAACGUCUGCAGAUGGCGGAUAUCCGGGUGGAGCGAGCGGCCGCCGUGGUGUCUGUAGUUUCCUCCGCGCCCGCCGCAGCUUCCUCGCCGCCGGCAUCGCCGUGCUGCUUAGCCUGUGCGCUGUGGGACUCGCCCCUUUGACGUUCAGCAACAAACAGGAAAUAUCGCAAUUGAAACGCGACCAAGACGGCAUGUCCACCACUGUUGACGCCCUGAAAAGCGACCAAGACGCCUUGAAGCGCGACCAAGACGGCAUGUCCACCACUGUUGACGCCCUGAAAAGCGACCAAGACGGCAUGUCCGCCACUGUUGAGGCCUUGAAGCGUGACCAAGACGGCAUGUCCACCGCUGUUGACGACGUAAAACGCGACCUGGACAACGAGCGAAGCCGAAUCGCCACCUUGGACGCGUAUAAAAUAUGUUUUCAGGAAAUAUCUCAAUUGUCGACGACUGUCAAACGAGACUUGCGCCAACUGUCCACCACGGUUGACGCCCUGAAGCGCGACCAAGCUGCCUUAAAGCGCGACCAAGACGCCUUGAAGAGCGACCAAGACACCUUGCGCCGACUGUCUGCCCCUGUUGACGCCUUGAAGCGCGACCGAGACACCUUGCGCCGACUGUCUGCCACUGUUGACGCCUUGAAGCGCGACCAAGACGCCUUGCGCCGACUGUCUGCCACUGUUGACGCCUUGAAGCGCGACCAAGACGACGUGCACCGACUGUCCGCCACUGUUGACGCCUUGAAGCGCGACCAAGACGGCAUGUCCACCACUGUUGACGACUUGAAACGCGACCUGGUCAACGAGCGAAGCCGAACCGGCACUUUGGAGAAGCGUCUUCAUGAGAUUGCGAAGACUUUACUAUCUUGUCCUGAAGGUUACACAAUCUGGCGUGGAAUCUGCUACAAGGCCUUCAACACAGGCAGGUCCUUCAGCGAUGCGGGCGCGGCCUGUGGUGCAGACGGCGGCACCCUCGCCAUGCCCCGAGACGCGGACACCAACGCCUUCCUCAUCACCCUGUACAACUCCGUGUGCAAGAGUUGUGCCUUCUGGUUCGGCCUGCACGAUCAGGGCGAAGAGGGGCGGUUUGAGUGGGUGGACGGGUCUGCACUUGGGCCGUACAGCUCCUGGGGUCCUGGAGAACCGAACGACGUCAGGCGUGGCGAAGAUUGCGUCGUUUACUCCGGAAUGCCAUUUCUGAAAGACAAGUGGAACGACGAAAAAUGCCACGAGAAGUUUCGCUUCAUAUGCCAGGCUGCUCCAGAACGUCCAUAGGCGACUGUCGAGAGUCUCACCACUGCUGUAUAGCUGCUGUAGUACAACUUAAGACCGGCAAUUACAGCAUUGUUUUAGAUCAACAUUUU
Molecule: messenger RNA, 1727 nt
Organism: Branchiostoma belcheri (Belcher's lancelet)
Lineage: Eukaryota; Metazoa; Chordata; Leptocardii; Amphioxiformes; Branchiostomatidae
Product: CD209 antigen-like
Exons: 6
Coding region: 91-1638 (515 amino acids)
Source: RefSeq, a predicted model, not a curated record